GUGUCCAAAGAGGCUCCGCCAUUUCUAAUCAAUUUCAUAUUCUAAUUUAUAAAAUAACAUGCCAAACAACCAGUGCUGGGAAGGUUGUGUGAAAAUAUUCAGAAUUAACCCCUUUUGUAAUUGUUAACAUUUUAACAAAUUACAGUUACAUUUAUUUUGUAAUUAAAUUACCUAAUUCUGUUACAUGUAACUACUCCCCAACACUGUAUACAGCAUAAACAAACAAACAACAACAAAAACAUCUAAAAAUGUGUGUUCAUUAAAUCUCUAAACGGGUGCUACAUUCUUUCAAUGAAGUCUAUUUACUCUUUUGUUUUUAAAUAUGACAUUUUCCCAGACAAAAAUAAAAUAAUUGUAACUUCCAAUUAAAUAUAUAUUAACAAAAACAUAUGGAUAUGGUCAUUAUUGUCCUUUGAAAGCGCUCUUAUCAAACUGUACUUCCUUUUCUUUUAAUCGGCGUCACAAAGUAUGCAUAUAAACAUGACCUCACUCCAGAGAGACAGCGCGAGCGCGAGCGCAUGCGCGCCCGUGUUUUCCAGGGACGGUGUUCAUUUGGCCCGGUUUCUCGGUUUCUGUCUGGAGGAAUCCUACUAUGGCAACGGCUCGGGAAGCGCCCAGGCGCGUAAUUUACACCGAAAGCUUCGCAAUCCGCAGUUCGCCAGCGGACUCCCGCCUACUAACCGACUCAAAGCCGUCAGCUAAUCAGACAGCAGCGUGACGCGACGCGACGCGUGUAAUAUUCAUGAGGCGAGGCGAGCCUUUGCCGUAGUAGCGCAGUUCCAGCGCCGCGUUUCUCCAGCGUGUCUGACCGCAGAGGGGAGCUUCUGUCGCGGCGCGUGAAUGAGGUUGAUGCUGCUCUGCUGCUCCUGGAAGGACGAACGCAUGGGAGAGGAGGAAGCCGGCGGCAGGUUGCCGGAGUGUGCGGGCUGCAGACAGCACAUCUCUGAUGAGCAGUACCUACAGGCCCUGGACACGGACUGGCACACGCUGUGUUUCAGGUGCUGUGAGUGCGGCGCGUCUCUCUCACACUGGUACUAUGAGAAGGACAACCGGCUCUUCUGUAAGAAGGACUACUGGGCUAAAUUCGGGGAGCUGUGUCAUGGCUGCUCGGAGCCCAUCACCACCGGACUCAUCAUGGUCGCCGGAGAGCAGAAGUAUCACCCAGAAUGCUUCACCUGCCUGAGCUGCCGAGCGUUCAUCGGUGAUGGAGACACGUAUGCUCUGGUGGAGCGAUCCAAACUCUACUGUGGACACUGUUAUUAUCAGACGAUCGUGACUCCGGUCACCCUGCCCGACUCGCCCUGCUCCAGGAUCCCUCACACGGUCACGCUAGUGUCCAUUCCUGCCUCCACCGAUGGGAAACGAGGCUUUUCCGUGUCCAUCGAUCAGGGCUCCAGUCCCAACGGCUUCAGCCCCGAACACACACACACCGUCAGAGUCUCCGAGGUGGACCCAGAGUGCAUCAGUCCAGACGUCAAGAACUCUAUUCAUAUCGGCGACCGGAUCCUGGAGAUCAAUGGAACCCCAAUCCAGAACGUUCCUCUGGACGAGAUUGAUCUGCUGAUCCAGGAGACCAGUCGUCUGCUGCAGCUGACCAUUGAACACGACCCUCACGAUCACGGCCCGUCAGAGGACCAGGUGGACGGGCCGACACCCCCGUCUGAGGGACCCAGUCCCAUCACGCCCAUCACACGGCCGCCCAGCAAGGACUUUAACAACCUGCGCUCGCGGAUCAUCACGCGCAGCUGCAGUAUUGAUAAAUCCCCGUGCUCCAGUAACACUCCAUCUCCACUGUCUCUGAGGAAAGACAUCGGCCGCUCGGAGUCGCUGCGCGUCGUGACCAACCACACGCACCGAAUAUUCAGAGCCUCCGACCUGAUCCACGGAGAGGUGCUGGGUAAGGGCUGCUUCGGACAGGCCAUAAAGGUGACUCACAGAGAGACAGGAGAGGUGAUGGUGAUGAAAGAACUCAUUCGAUUCGACGAGGAAACACAGAGGACCUUCCUCAAAGAGGUGAAGGUCAUGAGAUGCUUGGAUCAUCCUAACGUGCUGAAGUUCAUCGGCGUCCUCUACAAAGACAAGCGGCUCAACUUCAUCGCUGAGUACAUCAAAGGAGGAACGCUGAGAGACAUCAUCAAGAAUAUGGACAGCGAUUAUCCAUGGAAACAGAGAGUGAGUUUUGCCAAGGACAUUUCCUCUGGGAUGGCGUACCUGCACUCCAUGAACAUCAUCCACCGAGACCUCAACUCACACAACUGCCUGGUCACAGAGAAUAACAGUGUUGUUGUGGCGGAUUUCGGACUGUCCCGACUCAUGGUGGAGGACAAGAAUCAGGACAAGCUGUCCUCAGGACAGAUCCCGGGCGUGAGGAAACCCGACAGGAGAAAGAGAUACACCGUGGUGGGAAACCCGUACUGGAUGGCUCCUGAAAUGAUUCACGGGAAGAGCUAUGAUGAGAAGGUGGACAUCUUCUCGUUUGGCAUCAUGCUGUGUGAGAUUAUUGGCCGAGUCAACGCCGAUCCCGACUUCUUGCCCCGCGCCAUGGAUUUCGGGCUGAACGUGAAGGAGUUUUUGGACGAUCACUGCCCACCUGACUGCCCGCCUGCUUUCUUCCCCAUGGCGGCGCUCUGCUGCGAUCUGGACGCUGAGAAACGACCUGCGUUUGUGAAGCUGGAGUCGUGGCUGGAGAACCUGAAGAUGCACCUGGAGAUGGGCCUUCAUCUGGUGUCAGAGCUGGAGGUCAUUCAUCAGGACUUCUUGCAGAAACACUCGAGCAGCAAGAACGGCCUCCACACGCACCCAGAGUAACAGCGGAGCAGAUCCAGGAGUCUCCUCACAACAGAACGCAUCCCCACAGAUGCUCAGUGCAUGUCUGCCGUGGCUUGCGGUGUGAUGUUCUUCAUGCGUUCACGUCUCACUGAUGAAGCUCUGACUCUCAUGUUUAGGCUCGAUGAGAUGUGAACGCACCAGAACACACGAGACCCGCGCAUCAUCAGUGUUUUCGUUGGGUACAUCGCGCUAAUAGUCCUCGUGUCAGGCAUUUCCCGCAGUGUAAAUAGAGUUAUAUUGUAAAUGUUUGACAUAUUGUAUAUGUGCAGACAUUAUUUUGUAUAGUGAUUGCGCGUUGGCGUACUUUCAUCUGGAUGUCAGUCCUCAUGAGAAGAUCUGGAAAAUAAUGAACUGUCCGUGUCCGACACGUAAAACGUCAUACAGGUCAACUCUAAGCUUCAUGGGAUUGACUCCUCUUUCCCCCAAAUCAAAAAUACAUGUAGAUACUGUAUGUGUUUUGCAUAAAACAAUGAAGCCUUUUCUUUUAAUGAUGAUUUAUUAUUUAAAUUGUAAAGUAAAUAUGCAUCACGUUAGUAUUUGUUGUAAUGAAUGUAUUUUAUGGUGAUUUCUUUCAAAAAUCUUCACAGGCUUCAUGUUCUUGUGCAAAAUCAGAUUCUUUUGAUUCGGGGGUGAAUCUUGUCGAGUUGACAGGAUUUCUGUGGUUUGCGGUGAUCUCAGCCAAUCGGAGCGCUCGGUACUGUUGGACUGAUCUGGAGGAGUUUGUUCCCAGGCCUGUGUUUGAAAGACAGACCCUCUCAGGGUCGACCCUCACUGAUUGUGUGUGUGUGUGUGUGUGUGUGUGUGUUUAUGUGGUUUAUGAGGACACAAAUUUGUAUAAUGUCAAUGUAUGACAAGAAGGUGAUUUAUGAGGACAUUUUCAGUGUCCCCGUAAUUUAAAAAGCUUAUAAAUCAUACAGAAUGUUUUUUUUUUUGAGAAAGUAAAAAUGCAGAAAGUUUCCUGUAAGGUGUAGGACAAUAGAAAAUACGGUCUGUACAGUAGAAAAACCAUUAUGCCUAUGGAGAGUCCCCAUAAACCAUGAAAACCAAUGUGUGUGUGUGUGUCUCCUCAUGGGAGCUUCAGCUUUACACAACACCGCUGGUGUAAAUAUCUUCUCUGGAUGCUCUGCAUGUGUCACUGCCCCGUGCUCCACUACUGAUCCAGCUGUUCUCGUUCAGAUGUUAUUAAGAAAACACAAAGGAGGACCGCCAGGAAAAGCACGUGUACAGACGAAAAAAAAAAAAAGUAAAAACAGCCUCUUCUUUGCUCUUUUUGAAUAGAACCACUAUUUUCUCUUUUCUAAAACGUUGAAAUGCUUUGAUUUGCACUAUGUGUGAAAGCGGCUGCUUUCUUUGGUUCGGUGAUGGUGUGAAUGCUCAUCUCUGAUGGAGCCGCGGGCCCCGAGCAGCAGAUGCACGACGGACGGAACGAGCAUCUGAUCUCAGUGCAGUUACUAAUAGAAAGCUGGCGUUAAAUGACGGUGUUCACCAUCAGUGUGAUUCUGACAGCGUCUAACAGAUACAUGGCUAUCGGGUAAUACUGUGUGCAUCAGUCUAGCUGACCUCAAGCCAGUUACUGCUUUCCACGCAGACAAACACCGGCUUGGUUUAUUAGGAUAAUACAUCGGAGCCCUGUUGAUCAUAUUGGAUAACAACAAUCUCAGUAUUGCCAUUAACAAAAAGCCAUAUUACUAUGAAAGCCAUUACAGAGAGUUGAUGAAGAGUGCAUUGUUAGUGUUUCUGUGGCGAGUCUGCGGCUGGACACGCUCAGAAAGAGCACUUCAUAGACGUCACACUCAGGGUCCCGCUGCUGUCCAAGAACGGUUCACAUCUGUUCACAAACUCAUGCGCAUCGGUGAGAAAGUGCUGAGGAAGCCAGACGUCGGUCUGGUGACGGAAUGCUGCAGCUUUUCCUUCUGGAAGCGAUGGUUUUUUUACCUCUCCACAUUGCUGUGCCUUUGUUUUAUGCUAGCCUUGCCAACGACUCGUGUGAUUUGAGCCGGAUGAGUUAAUGUCGUCAUCACCGCUUACCUGUUUCAAUGAGGUUUCCUUUCGUUCUCUAGAUAUUUAUAUGUUCCACGUUUCUGUUCAGUCUGAUGUUUUAGGUUUAUGGUUUCCUGUGAUUUCAUGUUUUUACUGAAGCUGUGAAAAUGACUCUGCACUUUAAACGCACUGGCGGUGACCGGAGGUGAUUCAGGACAGAAUAAAGUGAUGCUCCUGAUGAUACGCUGCUGUCUCGCUGUCCUCUGUCUCUCACACUAACUCAUGCAAGGCUUUCAUAUCCACUAACGAGGUAUUUAGCUGAUGAUGACUCUUCUGGAUACAGUGGCAGGACAAUGUGCCGUGUAUUCAUCUGAAGACACUGACAGGCAGCAGGGGUCAUUUACUGUACAUUGCCUGUUUAUUUCUCAGCUCAGAGAGAGAGAAUGCUCAUGAAAGACAUGCAAGAGACCGUAACGUCAGGGGAAACACGAUUAAAACAUUGGUCAUUGUUUGUUACCAUUUACUUUGUAUUAAUUUAAUAAGAAUAUGGGAAAAUGUAAUCACUUGUCAUGAAAAUUACAUCAUAAUCAAUUCAUAUAGUAUUAUCAUGAUUACAUUAUAUUUGCCAUGCAUUUGGCCUGACAGGAAGAUGAGGGUUUGGCUCCUCCCAUUUUUUUUUUUUUUUUUUUAAUUCAGCAAUUAUUGAACAUUACCUAGAAAGUCCUGACAAGUAAAUCCAGAUACACACA
Messenger RNA from Onychostoma macrolepis, 5558 nucleotides. It is a transcript of the gene limk1a, whose product is annotated as LIM domain kinase 1a. Bases 841 to 2808 code for a protein of 655 amino acids. NCBI's taxonomy places the organism in Eukaryota, Metazoa, Chordata, Actinopteri, Cypriniformes, Cyprinidae. Gene Ontology annotation, biological process: actin cytoskeleton organization; protein phosphorylation; positive regulation of stress fiber assembly. The record is from RefSeq and is a predicted model, not a curated record. The transcript is spliced from 16 exons. Gene Ontology annotation, molecular function: ATP binding; protein binding; protein serine/threonine kinase activity. Gene Ontology annotation, cellular component: cytoplasm; neuron projection; nucleus.